This is a messenger RNA of Gamsiella multidivaricata, 1343 nucleotides long. RefSeq lists its product as uncharacterized. The transcript is spliced from 3 exons. Lineage: Eukaryota; Fungi; Mortierellomycota; Mortierellomycetes; Mortierellales; Mortierellaceae. Bases 123 to 1127 code for a protein of 334 amino acids. The record is from RefSeq and is a predicted model, not a curated record.
ACAAACACACAUACAGCACGGUCUUAAAGACAUCCUCUCUGCUAUCCUUCCCUCUCUCUCUCUUACCUGAUUCUCAUUUCAGAAACAUAUCGAUACAUCCAUCCACAAUACACUCAGCAAACAUGCGUUCUCCCAAAAACGAACUCACAGCAAAAAAAAAGUCGCUCACCAUCCACAUCGAUACUGAACACAUCGGACCCCAUGGCAUGCCACUUGUCUACGGAUCAACCCCCGAAAAGGUCGGUACCAUCAAAGGCUCCGUCCGGUUCUCAUCCAACUACGACUGUAAAGGACGCGACAUCCAGGUCAUCUACGAGGCAUGGAUCGAAUCACACUGGACAGACGCUCACCACAAACGAGAGCAUCACCACCGCAUGAAAGAGGUCUUUGGGUACCAGACCCUAUCCUUCCCUCUGAUCCAUACUAAACACAACGGCUCGACCGUCGUCGCGGGUGAAUAUGUCAAAGAGUUCACGAUCCCGUUGGUCUGCCUGGCAGGUCAGGCACGAGAGUCCUUCGAUAGCAUAACUUCUGAACGCCCAUCUCCAUCCUCUACCGCCGCCGGCGGUAUUGUCCCAACUUCAUCAUCAUCAUCACCAUCACCGGCUUCAUUAUCAAGUGUCGAGUCGACUGUAUCUGUACCGCCGUCGAGCAAUUACGGACCCCACACAAAGACCCGGUACACAGUGCGUGCAGUCCUGCAGCGACCGUUUCCGAGCCUCUCGAACGUCGAAGCAUCUCAAGAGAUCUGGGUCGUGAACUCACCAGCACCCGACUCCAUCCUGACCCCGCCUCAGAUCGCGGUGUGGACUUGUGAGGAGACAGAGGCGUCGUUGUUGCGUGCCGAGGAGUCCACCUCGGUUUGGAGUGAGCGAUCGUUAUGCGACCCCAAUGCGCGCGAGCCUGCUCGGUCUGGACCUUCAUCAUCAAUAGCAAUGUCGGUCACUCAUCCGCACUCACUUGCGGCUAUGCCCUCGACUCCCUACGGGAACAAACAGUUUACUAUGUUCCUCUACUACUUUUGCACAUUUGUUCUCGGCCUCGCAUUCUGUAAACGAUACUCGGAUGCGAAGGAGAGACGGAAAACAACAGAACCCAUUACACGUUACACCAGGGCGAGGGAAUAAUCUGACUACAAGCAUUGGCUCCGUUUGGCGAAUGCUGCAACGAUGGAUGCACUCUUUUUCCCUCUUUUCACACUUUCCCACUUUCCCACUUCCCUUCUUCUCAGAUUCGCCCUCCCUCAAUCCAUCAGGAACUGUCUUUUAUCUUUCUCAUCUUUUCUCGCUCUUCUGUCUGUCUCUCAUACGUCUCUACUCGAUCUCAAUAAGCACAGUCCAGUG